UUAUAACUGUUUUAAACCGACACAUGGGCAUUCCGCGUUGUCUUUUAUAAGAACAGCCUCCGGUUUCUGUGUUGGCUUUUUUAUUUAUUUUUUUAAAUAUCCAAGAAGUACCUCUUUUUUUUUUUUAACGGUAUGGAUGUAAUCAACCGGAAACCGUUCGAUAUUUGGGGAGAAAUAAACUAUGACCUGAUUAAAUUUAAUGACUUAAAUUCUUUGAAAUAAGAAGACUAGGCGGCUGCAUUUUUGUUACUACGGCGUCCGACAGGUUUAACGUUGUAAGGCGGCCCAACACAGGAAACAGGGACCCACCAAUAUGAGUGGCAAAGUAAACAUGGAUACUCAAUCCAAAGAACCUGACGGCACACCUGCUGACCCAUCGGCCUCCUCUGCCAGCGAGACCAUCCUCAUCUCUGACAGUGUUGCCAAGAAAGCCCGAGCCCAGCCUCACACCACCACCACAGCUCUGCUCCUGCAAGCUCCCCCUUGUCACCAGAAAGUGGAACUGACUCAAGCCCUCGCUGUGGCAAACCCAGGUAAAGGCAGCAGACCAAAUGAGAUAGCGGCCCCCACCCUGACAGCACAGGUGGGGGGUGCUUGUAGCAUCGUCCAUGUCCUUGAGUGGAAGGAGGGGAUGGCCAUUCUGCCCAGUAGCAACCUCAAGUUCUGUGUGAGUGAUGUAGGAACUCUGAGCACACUGAUAACCCCAGGGACCACUGGCGGGACCACCGGCGGCCCCACCAACCCAGCAGCAGGGACUUCUGGAAGAUCCAUUGAGGCAGAAAGCGCUCCAGACAAACCAGCCCCAGAAGUGUCUGUUCCUGUUGGUGCUGUGAGAGCCGCAGCUGUGGAGCCAGAAAGGUUGGCGCCAGUCAAGCCUGAGGUCCAGGUGGGGCCAGAGCAACAGAACCGUGAUCCAAGAGCACAAAGGAGCUACAUGGAGGAGCUCCGCAGGGACCCCAUCCUGGACAAGAGGAGUGUCAGCGUGGAGAAGGUGCCUGCAGGUGGGAGGCUCUCCUCCCUUAACCCAGACCACCUAAAGCCCAUGAGGAAGAGGAAGAGGAAGGAGUACCUGAGUCCAUCUGAGGAAGAUUCUGACAUGGAGGGCACGGAUGAGAAGAUGGAUUAUUCUAAAGCAGAUGGCCGGCACAUCAGAGGAGGUGGGGACAGUAAGACGGAGCAAUGGACCUGGACUCAGUAUCUGGAAGAAACCAAAUCUGUUGCUGCUCCUAACAAACUCUUCCAUGAGGCACAGAGAGCCCCCACUGUGAAGAACGGCUUCAAGCAGGGGAUGAAACUGGAAGGCAUCGACCCGCAGCAUCCGUCCAUGUACUUCGUCCUCACGGUGGCAGAGGUAUGCGGUUACCGGCUACGGCUCCAUUUUGACGGUUACUCUGACUGCCACGACUUCUGGGUGAAUGCCAACUCUCCCGACAUCCACCCUGCAGGCUGGUGUGAGAGCACAGGACACAAGCUGCACACUCCCAAAGGCUGCAAGGAGGAGGAGUUCACAUGGACCAACUAUCUGAGGAUGACUAAAGCUCAAGUUGCUCCCAAAGAGGUUUUUGCGAGUCCUGGGAGGAUGGAUGUAAAGUGUGGUUUUGAGACAGGAAUGAAGCUUGAGGCCGUCGACCGGAUGAAUCCUUCGCUCAUCUGUGUCGCGACUGUCACAGACGUGGUGGACAACCGCUUCCUGGUUCAUUUUGACAACUGGGAUGAUACGUAUGACUACUGGUGUGAUGCCAGCAGCCCGUAUAUUCAUCCUGUUGGUUGGUGCCAGGAGAGGAACCUUCCUCUAACACCACCCCAAGGUGACCAGCACAUUAUUACCAUGUUUUCUGCUGCCCCAGAUUAUCCUGACCCUGGCCAGUUCUCCUGGUCUCGGUACCUGGAGGAGACUGGUUCUAAGGCUGUGGCCGCCGAUGCCUUUAAAGUGAGGCCCCCUCACAACUUCCAGCCUCAGAUGAAACUGGAGGCUGUGGACAAGAGAAGCCCUGGUCUGAUCAGAGUGGCCACAGUGGAAGAAGUAGAGACUCAUCGUAUUAAGGUUCAUUAUGAUGGUUGGAGUAAUGUCUAUGAUGAGUGGAUGGACUCAGAUCACCCAGACGUACACCCAGCAGGGUGGUGCGAAGCGACUGGUCACCCUCUGAAAUUCCCUCCUCGAGAUGCUAAAAGUCAGCAACCACAUGGUGUGAGAGAGCCUCCUGCUACAGGCCAGAACACCUACCCUACCACGGUUCCCUGCAAGCCCAUCAGCCACCCCAGAACCAACAAGUACAGUUUCCACAACAGGAAGUGUCCAACUCCGGGUUGCGAUGGUUCAGGUCACGUGACCGGUCGGUUCACUGCCCAUCACUGCAUAUCCGGCUGCCCGCUGGCGGAGCGCAACCAGGGCAGGCUGAAGGCCGACCUGUCGGACUCCGAAUGCAAGAGAAACCUCUUCUUCGGCCAGAGAACUAAGAAAACGCACUACCGUGGCAGGAUUGGCCGUCCACCCAAAUACAGAAAGAACCAACAGAGGGACUACCAGAACAUGUCCUCAGAGGGAAUGUAUCCGUCCCUGUUCAUGUCAGCCCUGAGCGGUCAGUCAGACCGGACUCUGUCUCUCUGCUGGGAGCAGCACUGUAAGCUGCUACCAGGAGUGCAGGGCAUCCACGCCAGCCAGGUGGCAACAUGGAGUGUUGAUGAGGUCUUCAGGUUCGUCCAGAAUUUGAUUGGCUGUGAAGAACAGGCUCGUCUCUUUAAAGAGGAGAUGAUUGAUGGAGAAGCUUUGCUGCUGCUCACUCAGACCGACAUCGUGAAAAUCAUGAGCAUCAAGCUAGGGCCUGCCCUGAAGAUCUCUAAUGCCAUCCUCAUGUUCAAGACCACCGACGAGGGGCUGAAGUGAUAUCAACUUCGCUCACUAGAGUGAGGUGUCGUUCAUCGUGUGCCAAAUCCAUUCUGCAGGGUUAUAAAGAAACCCUGAAUACGUUUUUUCCAUGUGUUUGGUGUCUUGUGCCCAUCAGAGAGAGAGAUGGGAGAAGGGAAAGUGGGACUGGAUCUGGGAGGAAUAAAGCUGUGGAGAAGGAGACUUUGGGUUGGAAAACGGUUAUAAUUUUUACAGCAAAUGGAGGAAUCCUGAGAUUUUGAAAAUAGGUGGUAGAAAGGUAGUUUUGCUAGAUUUCUUUGGUUAAAUAUUGCCAAACACUAAGACAUCUGUGUCAUAAAGCUGUUCUCUGUGGUGUGUUUGACUAAAACUUAAAGUAUACACACCUUUUCAAGCUAAACUUUGGUUUUAACCAUAAAUGGAAAAAGCUGAAGUGUUAAGGUGACAAAACCGUUAAACUGGUACCAUAAAAAUGUUGACCUCCUGAUUGCUGCUUGCAAGCUGUAUGAGUGGUCCAAUUCAGUACAAUGCUGGGGUUUAGUAGAAAGUGUGGUAAUCAGUAAGUGUACGUGGAAUCCAGAUUUGAACAGUGGCAGAGUCGGGGAUGUGAUUCAAAAUAAAAUACAACAUUGCUGAUGCAAUUAUUAAGUUACUUACAUAAACUCAAAGAAAGAAAACUGAAAAAGAUAAGAGAUGGGAGAAGUGGACAACCCAAAAUGGGUAGAAGAAGUAAAAAGGAGGUGUUAAUUGCAGUAAAUGAGAAGGGAUAAUGAAGCUUCUGUAAGCUUCACAUUUUGUGCAAUAAUGAAUACAUAAAAGGGGUGUGAUCUUCUCAGAAACAGCUCAAUAACUGUUGCUCUUUAACAGUAAACAAUUGAAAAAAAAAAGCUAGGUUAGUCAGCCUGUUGAAGGCUUUGUGCACAGAAAAACUGAAGUAUUCCUUAUAAUCAGAAGUGUUAGUUGUUUGUACCUCAAUCAUCCUUGCUGCACAAUUAAAAUUCAGACUUGUUCCCAGCUUUCCAGUGGGAGUCAGAAAACAGCACAGACUUUGAGUUGUUGUCUCUACUUGGACAAAAUCUGAACUUAGAUUUUUCUCAUGGAAAAACAGUUUUUUAGCACAAUUGUGAAAUCUGGUUGGAUCUCACAGCAUAAUAGUACCCUAAGCCGUCACUAGAGAGUGCAAAAAUCCACAUUUAGCACUAUAAACAUGUGUUUGGUAUCUAACAGGCUUGUGGUUGGCACUCCAUUUAGAGUGUGCAUAUGUUUACAUUUUGUGUCAGAGGUUGGUUAAAACACUGUAUGAGGGUUAAACUGUGUGAAAAGACAUUUAUGUUUAAGGGCUUUAAGGAAAUAUUUGCUCUUUGUUUGUCUCUCUGGUGGGAUUUCUUUGUGUAAGCGUGCGCAUGUGUGUGUGUGUGUGUGUGACUGUGUGUGCGUAUUUGUAUGAAUGCAAAUGAAGAUAAUCAUAAGUCACAAAUGCCAUUCAAUACAUACAAAAUAAUAAACAUACAAAUGUA
Messenger RNA from Girardinichthys multiradiatus, 4380 nucleotides. It is a transcript of the gene l3mbtl1, whose product is annotated as L3MBTL histone methyl-lysine binding protein 1. Gene Ontology annotation, molecular function: zinc ion binding; protein binding. Gene Ontology annotation, cellular component: nucleus. The record is from RefSeq and is a predicted model, not a curated record. The transcript has 22 exons. Bases 314 to 2884 code for a protein of 856 amino acids. Lineage: Eukaryota; Metazoa; Chordata; Actinopteri; Cyprinodontiformes; Goodeidae. Gene Ontology annotation, biological process: regulation of DNA-templated transcription.